AUGUCACAGCAGAAGCAGCAAUCUUGGGAGCCCUCAAAUGCUCCCAAAUGCUCCCCUCUCCAAUGCCCAAACCCUUGCCUGGCUCCUCGUGGUGCUCCCUGUGGUGCUCCCUGUUCAGGAGGCUGCCAUUCCACUUCCCAAAGGAUCCAGGCUCAGAGUCCCGCCUGCUCUAGGAGAACUCGCCGCCGAAAGCCCCGCUGCCUCAGUGGAGGCACAGUCUACCACUGCAAAGAGGAGGAGUGUUAA
This is a messenger RNA of Propithecus coquereli (Coquerel's sifaka), 246 nucleotides long. It is a transcript of the gene LCE6A, whose product is annotated as late cornified envelope 6A. The transcript has a single exon. The record is from RefSeq and is a predicted model, not a curated record. The coding region runs from base 1 to 246 and encodes 81 amino acids. NCBI's taxonomy places the organism in Eukaryota, Metazoa, Chordata, Mammalia, Primates, Indriidae.